Dacryopinax primogenitus is the source of this 825-nucleotide messenger RNA. RefSeq lists its product as uncharacterized. Lineage: Eukaryota; Fungi; Basidiomycota; Dacrymycetes; Dacrymycetales; Dacrymycetaceae. The coding region runs from base 160 to 753 and encodes 197 amino acids. The transcript has a single exon. The record is from RefSeq and is a predicted model, not a curated record.
CCCCUGUCGCAGAACGUCUUCCUGCUCCGGCCUGAAACUGAGCAUGCGCGCCAUCACUGGCGAUAUGUUAUCCCGACGCAGCAAGUCGGAGACUGGCUCUGGGAAGUAGCGAAGCUCUCUAGGAGCAGCCUGGACGAGGCGUGGAGCCGGUCGAUCGGGAUGCCGGAGUGGGGCGCUAUUGGAGGUCUGCUGCUCGAGCGGUAUAUGAGCGAGACGUUCAGUUCUCCCAGCGUUUGGGAACUGGGUCGUUUGUCUCCCGCUCAUGACCUGAACGCCGAACUGGUGUCGUACGUCGUUCGCCCGACACUGGACUCGCUCAUCCGAUGGCUACAUAUUGGCGGACAAGGGCCGUUCGAUAUUCGUACGAGCGCCGAACAGCCCGCCUCGACCAUGUUCAGUACAGAAAGGUACGACACUACCGCUCCUGACUUGCAGCUGCGUUCUGGCGUCCUCUACACUCCGGAUACGAUCAACCAUCCGACGUUUGACUCUUUCCUGCUGAAAGACACCAGUUCGGGCCGGGGGCGGGAAGCGCUCCUCGUCCGUGCAGUGUCGAGGCAGGAACAAGUCGUCAAAGCGGAGGGUAUUGACUGGCUGAGAAAACACGGGGUGACGACGUUCGUCUAUCUUGUGGUUUGUGGGACUUGUAUCGGAGGAAGAAGGCUCUGUUUCCCUCCUGAGGUCGACAGGCUGCUGAGGGGGAAGUACCAUGUGCAUAUCCCGGAGGGGGAUGAUACAGCUGUGCUUGUUUAGGAUCGGAGUGAGCUGGGUUGAGGAGUACAUGUCGACGCGCGAGAUGACUCAUUGUUCCCUUAUGUACUGUAA